CCGUAGAGACAACUACUAGCCAAUCAGAGGUCGAGUAGGGCGGGGCAUGAUUGUGCUGUGCUGUGCCGGUGUUGUGUGAACGUUCUGUCGUUUGCAUCUUUGUUUUUCAGGACUGGGAAUUUUAAGAAGUCAGAGAGAUGUCUUCAGCACAGACAUUUCCAGGUACAGGCCCAAACCAACACAAGCGUGUAUCUGCUCAGUCCAACCCUGGCUUCCUGGAGCGAUUGAGUGAAACUGCAGGAGGGACACUUGUCGGUGUCGGGCUGUUUUUCCUGUCCAUUUAUGUUCUCUUCACCAAUGAGGGACGGGCUCUGCAAACAGCAUUGUCCCUGGAUGAGGGUCUUUCUCUGGUUGUGCCUUUGGAUUCUCGCUCCGGCCUCGACCUGCAGAACAACAACCAUUUAGUUCAUCUGUCUGCACAGCUGCGAACCUCACAGCCUCUGCAUGACCCCAACUACAGAGUGGUGGUGCAGGCAGUGAAGCUGAAGAGGCAGGUGGAGAUGUACCAGUGGGUGGAGUACCGGGAGAGCAAGGACUACCAGGAGGACGGUGAGACCAAGACUGAGACGACGUACACCUACAACACCGAGUGGAAAUCAGAGUUGAUCAACAGUCGUAAUUUUGAUAAGGAGAUCGGUCACCAGAACCCGAGUGCCAUGGCGGUGGAGAGUGUCACAGUGGUGGCUCCUGAAGUCAGAGUUGGAUCUUUCCUUCUCUCUAAAGGUCUGGUGGAGCAGAUCAAUAACUUCCAGACACUGAGCUUGAGGCAUUUUAAUGCCUUUAACUUGGACCCUUUUCUCAGCAUCGAUGAUGAUUAUUUCUAUCACACCCAGUACCCACGCAGGCCAGAGGUUGGGGACGUACGUGUGAGAUUCUCCUUUGCUGGUUUGAGCGGUGAGACGACUCAUCUUGGCCAGGCUCAAACUGUCAGUAUUGUGGCCAUGCAGAGAGGAGAGCAGCUGAUGCCUUUUAAGACCAAGUCAGGAGACACUCUGGAGAUCCUGUACCCGGAGGAGCUCACUCCAGAGGAGGUUUUUGCCAAAGAGCACCAGUACAACAGAAUGAAGACAUGGGGACUCAGGGCUGCAGGCUGGGCCCUCAUGUUCCUCAGUAUUCAACUGACCAUGCGAAUCAUCUACACAUUGGUGGAUUGGGUUCCUGUUCUCAGAGAGCUCGUGUCCGUGGGGCUGAAGAUCUUUGCCAUGUGCGUCUCCUGCUCUCUGUCUCUUCUUGUCAUCGGAGUCGGUUGGCUUUUUUACCGACCGUUAAUUGCUGCGGCUCUGGGAGCAUUAGCUCUGCUCCCAGUGUUCCUCGUCCGCUCAGGGUUUCCAGCCAAAAAGAACCAAUGACUUGUACACUGAUGAUUAUCACAACAGUUUCUGGUGCCUGGCUGUAGCCGUCCAAGCAGAGGUGUGAGACAGUGUGUACAGCUGAUUUUGUCCACUGCCGGGUUACAAACCAGGACUGGCUUUCUUGGCUAAAACAGACAUUGUACAGCAAUAAAUGUAUUCUGAUCGACUUGGUUUAGUCCACAACAUAGACUUGAACAUUAUAUAUUUUUUCAUGAAUAUACAUAAUGGGCAUCAUUUGAUCUACCUGGAGAUAUAUUUAUAGAUAAAAGAAAAAUGACCGCUGCUGAUGUUGUCCCAUCAGACACCUUCAUACAGCAAAUGUUUCAAAAUGAUCAUCCACCCACAAGCCUUCACUUCAUAUUUUCAUCCAAAUUCAUCUUCAUGUUUUGUUGCAAUGUAGGAUUGCUGAAGUCACAUUUAAACUGUAAAUAUAACUUGCCAAAGACGUGUUGCUCCCUCUACAAACCUUAACCUCAGUUGCCAUUUUCUUAGGUAGCCUGAGGGGUUUACAAAUACAUUUAAGCUUUAUGUCCAUUUUGAAUGUUGCCUUUUGUGGGACUGUUGAAUUGUAUUAUGUUAAACCAAAAGGUAAAUUUUACUGCACACUCCAUGUAAAUAGGUUGCACAAAAUAAGUUUCAGUAAAAAUUGAACAGUUUAGUUUAAGCUGGCAUUUCCUGCUGAUCUGCAGAAAAGAAAUGGCUUUCAAAUUUGACUCAAGUUGCUCAUAUCAUCAGGGUUUUGUUCAUGAAUUAAAAACUGAGUGACAUGAGGUAAUGCAAAAUAAAAUUUAGUUUUCAUUUGGAAAAUGAUGAAUGCCAGUGCUUAUUCGACUUUGUGUGGAAAAAUAUACUUGGUUAAAUACCAAAGAACUGUAGAAAGGCAAUCCUAUUGUUUGUAUGUAAUGUAUGUUAAAUAAAGCACUUUUUUUGUGUGUCAACUUCA
Molecule: messenger RNA, 2295 nt
Organism: Acanthopagrus latus (yellowfin seabream)
Lineage: Eukaryota; Metazoa; Chordata; Actinopteri; Spariformes; Sparidae
Product: transmembrane protein 43
Exons: 12
Coding region: 138-1349 (403 amino acids)
Biological process (GO): nuclear membrane organization
Cellular component (GO): nuclear inner membrane
Source: RefSeq, a predicted model, not a curated record